AUGUCCAAUGGUAAUUUGCCAUUAAGAACUAGAGAUGAAGGUCCUGCAUUGCGGGAAGAGAAGCAUUAUACAGACUUAUAUCCGGAUCUUGAUCAUCAUGAAUUGUUGCCAAUAUUAAUGAACGAGAAUAAAGAUAGACUGAAAUCGGAGCAUAAUGAAUCAGAAGCAACUGAAGAAAGAAAUCAGAUAAUUCAUAACAAAUUACCCCAUGUAAAGCAGAUAAUUUUUAACAACAAGGUUACCAUAGAACCUCUAGGACCACAGUUAAAGAAAAGUUUGGUACGGUUUUGUAAAGUAACCGUACCACAAUUAAGCGGUAAUUAUAGAGUGUCUAAACAAUACCAGAAGUACGGGUACAGGACUGGACAGUCUCUUUUUGAUAAAGGUGCUAAAUAUCUACCUUAUAUGAAAAGAACCGACCAUCUCAUAGAAAAUGAGAAUGAUUAUUUUGCCAGCAUUUCUCCAGCUUUAAGAGAUUUUAGGGUUGAGUAUGACAUGGAUGAACAGGAUGACCUAUAUCUUAAAUUCCUAAAUGAAACGCGGUUAAAGGGUUCUAAGAAGCAGCUUGACUACGAAAUUUUUGAGAUUGUGAUGACUGUAUUGGAAGUUGAAUGGUUUUCUCUGGAGAAGAAGAUUCCACAACGUCCUUCUACAGCGCUUACAUCUAACACACAUGAAUUCCAAGCGGCAAAAGCACAUUACGAAUUAUAUGGGUCGGACGACGGAACUGGCUACGCUAAUGACCAGCCCUGUGCAGUUUGCGGAGGAACUGACUCUGACAAUACCAACGCGAUUGUGUUUUGCGAUGGAUGUGAUGUUGCUGUUCAUCAAGAGUGCUAUGGCGUUGUUUUUAUUCCGGAAGGACAAUGGCUCUGUCGCCGAUGCAUGAUAUCGAAGAGAAGCAAAAUUAACUGCUUGUUUUGUCCAAGUAAUACAGGGGCUUUCAAACAAACGGAUACUGGAUCUUGGGGGCACGUUAUUUGUGGUAUAUGGAUCCCUGAACUAAUAUUUGCAAACUUGCACUACAUGGAACCAAUAGAGGGCAUAGAUUUAGUACCAAAAAGUCGAUGGCGACUAAAUUGUUAUAUUUGUAAACAAAAGAAUGGCGCGUGUAUACAAUGCGCAAAUAAAAAUUGCUUCACAGCAUUUCACGUAACUUGCGCUAAAAGAGCUGGACUGUACAUGGACUUUGGAGGCUGCACCGUGUUAGAAGCUGCUUCAAAAAAUUUUAGGCAAGGCACGAAGCUAGAGAGCUUUUGUGAUAAGCAUUCCCCAGUUGGAUGGGGGAAUUGCGAGUUAGGUAUUAUGAAGACAAGAGCAUAUUUCCAAAAUAUUGCAGAAAUGAAGGUUCAGGAAAGCCAGCGAGAACAGCAACCUCAUAACGAUAAUGAAAUACGCAAUCGCUGGAAGACUAAUAGGAGUACACCUAUAGCGCCCCACCUAUUUCUUGAUACUGUAAAACAGGUUUUGGAUACUAUUGGGAUUUCUCAAUCUGAAAAAAUAGCUAUAGAUAUGUGCAAGUACUGGUCGAUGAAGAGGGAACUUAAGAGGGGUGCACCACUAGUCAGGAAAUUUGAUCCAAGCUCCUUUAACACGCUGAGCACCUCGGAGCUAGAAGAAAGAGCCCAAUUUGUUGACAUUUUACUUAAAGAUAUUAAUAAACUUGAAGAUAUUGCAAGUCUUAUUGUACAGCGCCAAACUGCUGCAAUGUUGAAGGAUGAAGCUAAUGAAAUAAUUGACAACAUUGCAUUUCAUCCUGUCAGGUACAUCCUCCGCAAUAAUUUGCGGCAUUUAUGGGAUACCAGAGACUUCAAGAUAAUUAAAGAAUAUGAUGGAGGCUUUAGUAACGUUUUGGAAAGAAUUGAGAAUGAUAACUACAAAAGCAUUGCCGAGUUUUUAAAGGAUAUUAGAAGCAUUAUGAAUAACUUAAGUGCGCAAAAAGAUAUUCCGGCUCAAGUAAGAAAGUCACUAACUAUUUUUGAGAGGCAAUUCAAUAAAAAGUCUGCCAAGAUAGAGGAUUUAGAUAUACAUAAGCUCUUAUCGCGAGAUUUUAGAAUUGAGCGAGACAGAAUUGAGGAAGUCGAGUGGAUGGGACCGAUUCUUAUGGAAGAAGAAGGACUGAGUGAUGUAGAAGUUGAAGAAUUAACUCCCGCUCAGGAGAGGAUACUGAAAUCCUUUUUAAGGUAA
Eremothecium sinecaudum is the source of this 2187-nucleotide messenger RNA. RefSeq names its product Nto1p (gene NTO1). Lineage: Eukaryota; Fungi; Ascomycota; Saccharomycetes; Saccharomycetales; Saccharomycetaceae. Gene Ontology annotation, biological process: regulation of transcription by RNA polymerase II. The transcript has a single exon. The record is from RefSeq and is a predicted model, not a curated record. The coding region runs from base 1 to 2187 and encodes 728 amino acids.